Messenger RNA from Pelobates cultripes (western spadefoot toad), 4194 nucleotides. Lineage: Eukaryota; Metazoa; Chordata; Amphibia; Anura; Pelobatidae. The record is from the annotation of a GenBank genome assembly.
AUGGGUAACACUCUUUCUAUAUUUGAUCAUACCCUUGUUUCAUGGUUGUGGGGUACUCAACCCCCACCCAGGAAUUCUACUAAAAAAGAAUUCAAAAAUCAGCCAAAGAUCCAGCCUUCUACGGACAGGUAAGGGAAUAUCUGCUACAGCUAUCAUAAUAGAUAGGGUUAUUAAAAUAUGGUGAUCAGAAUAAAGAUUGAGAUUAGAAUAAAGGAUGAUUUGUUAAUGGGCAUCAUCUCUAUAAAUAACAUAGCUUUCCUGUACAUUUAAUAGUGUCAUCUUGAAAUUAAUGAGAGUAAUAUAAGGGUUAAAAUACUUAAAUUAUUAAUUUGAGUUUCAUCUUUUAGUUACCAUAAUUUUCUUAACAGCUGAGAUAAAAAAAAUGUUCGAAAAAUAAAGGUGUGUAGCCUAGCCCAUUUGUAGUGAUUGAAAUUAAAUAAAUGGGCAUGACAUACAGGGGGGUGCAAAAAAAAAAAAGUAAAAUAUAUAGGAAUUAAUAAAGGUGUUUUGAGAGUCUGGUCAGACAGCACCAUCCUUGGAUGAAAUGCUGGAUGAAAUGAGUCCAGACGUUUUACAAAUCUGAAACUUCAUUAAUCACUUUUUCUUUCCUAAAUAGUCUCUCUCUUAAAGCUGAGCCCCAGAUAUCACCUAAUCUGGAUGCUUGUCUAGAUCCUGAUAAGGGUAAGAAAUGGGAGCCAUUGAAACAGAAAGGUGGGCUUGUGGAAGAAAAUCGAAAAAUGUACCAACACGGCAUAAAGAGACUUCGCUUUCCACCUUCUGUUACGUCUAAAUUUGCAGAGCUUGAUGAAAGGUAAAUACCGUAUGAUCACAUUAAAACCAACGAGAGAAGAACCACAGAUAGAGAAAAAUGUCAAUGUUUUUUCUGAACCAAUAUCACAAAUCAGUGGGGAGUACUACGGCAACGUAACUUACUAAGCAUUACCUAAUUUCCAUAAGGAAUGCAUUUUAAAAUAAAGAGAAGCUUUUAUGGUACAAAAUAUCUAUUUACUGAAAUUUCUGUAUCCAGAAUGUAUUAUAUGAAAUAUAAAUGAUCUGAUAGUGUCACUAUAAGUUGUGCGAUGACUGACAGAUACAAAGUGAUAGGGUAGCUGACGGACCAAAGUGAGAGGAUAGUUGAAAAAGAAUACUAGAAGUGACAAAAUGGGCUGAUGGAUGGAGAAGGAGGACAUGACACAAUUGCUACAACCUUAUUUUAGAGGAUAUAUUUUUGUCAGACUUCUACAGAGAGGUAAUUGGACAGCGGCUGCAGGUAUCAUAUUAGAUAGAGUUAUUAGAAGAUUGAGGUCAGAGUUCAAUAGAGAUUACAAUAAAGGAUGGUUUGUUAAUGGGCAUAAUUUCUAUAACUAGCAUAGCUUUCCUGUAGAUUUAAUAGUUUUAUCAUGAAAAGAAUGGGAGUAAUAUAAGGGUUAAAAUCCUUAAAAUGUGAAUAAGAGUUUCAUCUAUUAGUUAUUUUUCAUAACAGAUGAGAUAAAAAAAUGAAUGUGUGUAGGUAGUCCAUUUGUAGUGAUUGAAAUAAAAUAAGCAGACAUGGUAUACAGGGGUGCAAAACAAAAAGUAAAAUAUAUAGGAAUUAAGAAAGGGUUUUUUUGAGGCACCGAUCAGACAGCACCAACCAGGGAUUAAAUGCAGGAUGAAGUUAGUCCAGACGGUUCACACGUUUUACACAUCAAAUUGAAUUAGUUAACCAUUACAAUACAACUCAAAUAAUAAUGCAUAAUAUAUAAUGGCUUAUUUUAUCAUCUCCUAAACACACUUGGUUAUUCCAAAAAUAAGACAUCGAAUGUUUGAAAUAUGAAAGUUCACUAAUCACUUUUUCUUUCCUAAAUAGGCUACCUCUUAAAGCUGAGCCCCAGAUAUUGCCCCAGAUAUCACCUAAUCUGGAUGUUUGUCCAGAUCCUGAUAAGGGUAAGAAAUGGGAGCCACAGAAACAGAAAGGCGGGCUUGUGGAAGUAACUCUAAAAAGUUACCAACACGGCAUAAAGAGACUUCGCUUUCCCCCUUCUGUUACAUCUAAAUUUGCAGAGCUUGAUGAAAGGUAACUACUGUAUUAUCACAUUAAUUAAAGGGGGAGAAAUCUUGUACUUUUUUUUCUAUUGUUGAUAUUUUGUUUUAACAACGUUACAUUUUCACCUUUACGCUGGCUGCUGUAAGAAUUAGACUGACCAUUUUGUGUUUUUUUUUUUAAAAAACCUUUAGACAUGGCCUAACGACUGAACAAGACUUACUUACUGACUCCUCGGAAGACCUUACCCUGGAUGACAGCAUCGUGGGGCUUCCUCAAUCACUACAGCCACGGUCAGCAACGGAGGUAAUCCUCAAGGCAAUGCUGGGGGAACUCAAAAAAAACAUUCAAGCUGACGUGGCACUGCUCUGCACGGACCUCAAAGCAAUGGUGAGCCGCCUGGACAAGCUGGAGACCUCUACGGAGGCCGCGACCCACUCCAUAGUGGAGCUUCAAAUUGAAAUGGCCACACUUAAGAAACAACAAGACCUAACAGAACAAUGCUUCGCAAUGCUAGACGACAUGAGACGCCGCAACAACCCGAAGGUAUGGGGAGUACCAGAGGAGGUGCCGACAGAGGAACUCCCUCACAUACUGCGGAGGCUGAUAUAGGCCCUACUAACACCCAAAGGGGCCAAAAGCGUGAUACCAGAGGGGGUCUUCUGCAUACCUAAAUCCCGAAAUCAUAUUAGAUAGGGUUAUUAGAAGAAGGAGGUCAGAGUUCAAUAGAGAUUAGAAUAAAGGAUGGUUUGUUCAUGGGCAUCAUCUCUAUAAAUAACAUAGUUUUCCAGUAGAUGUAAUAGUUUCAUCAAAUGUGUGAAAUAUGAAAGUUCGCAAAUCACUUUUUCUUUCCUAAAUAGACUACCUCUUAAAGCUGAGCCCCCGAUAUUGCCCCAAAUAUCACAUAAUCUGGAUGUUUGUCCAGUUCCUGAUAAGGGUAAGAAAUGGGAGCCAUGGAAACAAAAUGGUGGGUUGGUGGAAGAAAUUCUAAAAAGUUACCAACAUGGCAUAAAGAGACCUCGCUUUCCACCUUCUGUUACAUCUAAAUUUGCAGAGCUUGAUGAAAGGUAAAUACUGUAUGACCACAUUUAUCAAUUGGGGGGGUAGGGGGGAGGAGAUUUUGUGCUUUUUCUAUUGUUUGUUUUAACAAACUGAGAUUUUAACCUCUAUGCUGAGUGCUGUAAUAAUUAGCCUGACCUUUUUGUUUUCUUUAUGUUUUUCUUAGACAUAAUAACUAUGUCAGAUAUGGAAAAGAGGAGAAGAUUCCCGAAGUACCAUACUAUAUUCGGGUGACUCCAACAAAAACCAGCAAACUAAUGACAUAUGCUCGGCCACCUAGGUAAGUGUAUUAUGAAACACAGAAUGACAGACCAUAUAUACAUACAUAUAUACAAAUAAAACUGCAGUGUCCUCAGUACAUCAAUACCCGGGUUCUCUCACUGGCUGUCUGUGUACACAGAAAACCAAUGAGAGAAGAACCACAGAGCAAGUUGUCAAUGCUGUAUCUGAACCAACAUCACAAAUCAGUGGGGAGUUCUACGGCAACAUGACUUUCCAGGCAUUACCUAAUUUCCAUAAGAUAUGCAUUUUAAAAUAAACAGAAGCUUUUAUAGUAAAAAAAUAAACUAUUUAAAUUACUGUAACCAGAAUGUAAUGUAUGAAACAUAAAUGAUCUGAUAGUGUCACUGUAAGCUGUGCAAUAAUGACUGAUAGAUAACGAGUGAUAGGGUAGCCGACGGACCGAAAGUGAGAGGAAAGCUAAAGAGGAAUAAAAUAAGUGACAAAAUGGGCUGAUGGAUGGAAAGAGAGGAAAGGAUAGAAUUGUUACAACUUUAUUUUAACUUUACCUAUUUUAAUUGCAGGGACCCAAUCUUUUCUUCUACGUUAAAACCUGGAAGUUACUUCCAAAACAAUUCAUAACAACUAAAAAGGCUGCAAGCGUCCCAGAAAAGGAAGUAGACAAGAAAGAACCAGAAUAUGAAAUAAAUUAUUCUGCUGAGUAUUCUAAACAGAAUAUUAUUCUACAGCCUGAACCUGUCACAAGUCUAGAAGAUAUUCCUUAUCCUUUGCUGCAGUCUGUGUCUCUUCUAGAUCCUACAGCGGUUGUCACAUAUUUAGAAAACAACAAUUCUCUAGAAUGCCGUUUGUACUAUCGAACCUCAUACAACUAG